AUGGGUGCUUCUGAAUCCAAACUCCGAGUAGACGACUCGAACGAAGCACCGAGGCAAGGAUACCACGUUGUACGAGUUGCGGCUGGCUCACCCGCUCACCUUGCCGGCAUCGAGCCGUUUUUCGACUUUUGCGUUGGAAUCGAUGGCGUAGCGCUUGAUCCGUCAAAGGACGUCGACGGCGGAGGCGACGCUACAGGAUUGGGAGCGUGGAAGAGUCUGGAAGAGCGCGAGGGAACACAAGUCAUUCUGAAUGUAUGGAACUCGAAACGUCAGCAACUGCGUCAAGUCAGCCUUGUACCAUCAAGAGAAUGGUCAUCUCAGCCGUCGACCAGCAGCAUCAAUGGUACCAGUUCACGAGCAACUUCGCAACCUUCGCUUUUAGGACUCUCUCUGAGGCUAUGCAACCCAUCCCAAGCACUUUCGCAUGUGUGGCAUAUCUUGGAGAUCCUUGAAGGCUCACCUGCUGAGUCUGCUGGUCUGGUUCCCUUUGGAGACUUUGUCAUUGGCUGGCCUGGUGGCGUUUUGCAGGCCGAAGGCGACUUUUACGAGCUUGUGGAAGCACAUACCGACCGUGCAUUGCGGCUGUACGUGUACAAUUCCGACUAUGAUCACACAAGAGAGGUCAUCAUCGUACCAAAUCGUGAAUGGGGCGGAGAAGGCUUGCUAGGCUGUGGAGUCGGGUAUGGGCUGUUGCAUCGUAUUCCAAAACCGCAAGACCUGCCCAAGGUACCGCCAGAAAUGUCGUCGCACGAUGACCAAGAGCCACCGAAUUCCGAGGACCAAUUGAAAACGCCACGCAUCGGCGGUCCUCCUUCUGCAUUCGCAACACCGACCGGUACUUCGCGCUUUGAUGAAGACGAAUUCAGUACACCGCUCGCUAACCCUUUGAGCGCAAAUCCAAGAGCAGCGGCUUCAAACGGAUUCCAAGGCCGCCAACUGUACGGCGACAGUCACGAACAAGAUGAAUUGGACGACGACGACCAAGACUACGAAGCCAAUCGAUCCGGUGUCACUGUCAGCAUGCGGCGUGAAGAAGACCAAGACCAAGGCGACAUCACAGAUUUCGCAUGA
This is a messenger RNA of Mycosarcoma maydis (corn smut), 1071 nucleotides long. RefSeq lists its product as uncharacterized. Gene Ontology annotation, molecular function: protein binding. The transcript has a single exon. The coding region runs from base 1 to 1071 and encodes 356 amino acids. The record is from RefSeq and is a predicted model, not a curated record. Gene Ontology annotation, biological process: Golgi organization. Gene Ontology annotation, cellular component: Golgi apparatus. NCBI's taxonomy places the organism in Eukaryota, Fungi, Basidiomycota, Ustilaginomycetes, Ustilaginales.